AUGAUCUUUUUGCAUGGCACGUGCACCUAUAGGUCUGCCCAAGGCAAAAGCAUUACACUACUAGGAUGCAGAGAGGGACUCUGGGGUGAGGCAGCAGGUUCCCUGGUCCGUGUGCUACGACAAAUAUCAAAGCUCCAGUGUGUUCUCUACAUCGGCAAGGUCGGGUCGAUGGCAAAGGGCUUUGCCGCUAACGAGUGGAUUGCUACUGGAAACGAAUCAUUCAUGGAUGGAAGCCGCAUUUCUUGGAAGGACCCUAUACGAGAAGCCGCAAAAGUCUCUGAUUUGGCAGUACGGGGGAGCCAUGUUUCCGUUCCGUCACCAUUAUGCGAGACCAAGGAAUGGUUACGGCAAUGGCAAAAGACGUCUUCCUGGGUUGACUGUGAAUCAGGACACAUGGCAAAGGCAGCUUUGGAUGAGGGUAUCCAAUUUGGUUACCUGCACAUUGUCUCCGAUAACCUCGCGGACGAAGUGAACGAGAAUUUGUCAAAUGAGGACUGUGUUCCUAUCCAAAUGAAAAGGGAAACCUUGUACCGGGGUAUUGAGGCUAUUUUACGAGAGUUCAUUACCACAUGGGGCACAUAA
Colletotrichum orchidophilum is the source of this 582-nucleotide messenger RNA. RefSeq lists its product as uncharacterized. NCBI's taxonomy places the organism in Eukaryota, Fungi, Ascomycota, Sordariomycetes, Glomerellales, Glomerellaceae. Gene Ontology annotation, biological process: nucleoside metabolic process. The transcript has a single exon. Gene Ontology annotation, molecular function: catalytic activity. The record is from RefSeq and is a predicted model, not a curated record. Bases 1 to 582 code for a protein of 193 amino acids.